Molecule: messenger RNA, 978 nt
Organism: Zophobas morio
Lineage: Eukaryota; Metazoa; Arthropoda; Insecta; Coleoptera; Tenebrionidae
Exons: 1
Source: RefSeq, a predicted model, not a curated record
UUACAGCGACAAUCCUACGGGACAUAUACCAACAACAACAACAACAAUAAGAAAGUGAAACCUACUUUCGGAAUAUCAUUUGGUUUACCCAACCAGGGAGGCGGUGGGUACCCUAUAAAUCCCUAUGGGUCUAAUCCUUUCGUAAAUCCCUAUGGUGGAUCAAUAGGAAAUUCCGGAAUCAAUCUCGGAUUAGUUUCCGUAAACCCGUUAAUUUCUUUGCAAGUUACUAAAGAUGACUAUGGAGAAAAAAUUUUAAAACCGUUCGUCAAUUUACAUGUUACUCCCAAUAAUCACUUACUCCACAAGUUCCAUGACCUGUUUUCUUAUAAGAAAAACUUAAUUUUCAACAAACACAAACAUCUUCACUUCCACAAACCGCAUCACCAUAAUGUUCACUAUUAUCCUUCACAUACAUCUCACGAUCCGCCAGAACUACACCACGGUCCUCCAUCAUUUCAUCAUAGUAGCCCUUCUGUCGAACAUCAUCCUGGAUAUCAUUACGGUUUUCCGCCUGCGGAAUUAAAUGGCGCUCCUAUUUCUUACGACAGUAGCCAUGAUUACGAUUCCAAAGGUCCACACUAUGAUCCAAAUUCUCCAGUAUCAUAUUACGACGAUCCCCAUAAUUACGGUGGUAGUCACGGAGGAUACUAUAGUGGUAGAGCAUAUGAUAAUACAACUGAUGUAGUUAACGGUAAUAAUUUAAUAACUCAAUAUGAGCAACAGUACGAUGACGGUCAAGGGAUAUACGGUAGUCAAAAUUCAGAUCAUUCUACAAAUUAUGAACCUAUUGCCCAGAAUCCUAAUUCCAGACGUGGUAAAAGUAUAUCCACCUCUACUCCCAUUAAAUUCCCUUCCAGUAGAAAAAGACGUGACGUGACGCUGACUGAGACGAACGAACAUAACUUUACGAAGGUAAAGUCGAUUUACCUAAAAAAUGAACUAUCCAUAACUGUGUUUCAUUUUUGAAAUGUGUAAUAA